AAAGAAAAAGCCUCAAGAAGCAAUGACCUUUUAGAGCAAACUGUGGAGGACAAAGACAUGUGUCUCAUCUCCCUGAGCGCCCAAAAUCGUCAUCUGAAAGAAGAACUGGAGCGCCUGAGACAACAGAGUCGUCCUGUACCUGUGGUUGACCCUAAAAUCCUCGAACUGGAGUGUGAAGUCUUCCAACUCAAUGAGUUAAAAGAUGACCUCGAGGAGGAAAUAAAGGAACAACAGAAGAUCAUUCACAACCAGCAGCAGAGGAAGAUAGGACUGCUUCAGUCUCUGCAGGAGCAGAAACAGAAAGUGGACCAUCUUCAAUCCCAGCAGGAGCAGCUGCAUAUUGAACGCGCUCAGCUCCUUUCAGCCAAAGACCAGGAGAUUCAGAAUUUGCAAGACACCAUAGACCAAAUGAAAGCCCAGCUGCCUGACAAAAGCCAGCACAUUCCAGAAGAGCACGGUGACAACAUUCAACCUCUUCCUGGAGAGAACGCAAGUGAGAAGUUUGAUCCAUCUAAAGCCGAAACUCAAAGAUCAGUCCAAGGAAUAAAAGAGCAAGAACUGGAGAUGAAGCUCCUAACUGAACAGAACAUCCGAUUGACCGAACAGCUCGAUCGGCUGUCCAAAGAGGAGAUUGGUAAACUAACUCAGAUUAUCCAGCAGAAGGAUUUGGAGAUCGAGGGUCUUUCUAGUAGAAUCUCUGCAGCUUCUCACCGCCACCAUGGGGAUGUGGAGCGACUUCAGCAGCAAUUGCAAGAGAGCGCUUCAAAAAGCGACCAAGUGUUGGCUGACUUAAAUGAGAAAACGAGGGAGAAUAGCCAUCUGACAAGGGAGUAUCACAAAAUGACAGAGAGACUUGCUGCCAAAGAAGCAGAGCUCCAGAGGAUGCAAGAGGAAAANGUGCAAGAGGAAAAUUGGAAACUGUCCAUGAGAAUUGAACAUAGUGGUCAGGAGAUGUUUAGAGAAAUGAUUCAAAAUUUAUCACACAUGAUUCAAGAAAAAGACCUCGAAGUGGAUGCGUUGAGUCAGAAAUGUCAGACUUUAUUGACCAUGCUGCAGACC
Molecule: messenger RNA, 1059 nt
Organism: Ailuropoda melanoleuca (giant panda)
Lineage: Eukaryota; Metazoa; Chordata; Mammalia; Carnivora; Ursidae
Product: thyroid receptor-interacting protein 11-like
Exons: 2
Biological process (GO): endoplasmic reticulum to Golgi vesicle-mediated transport; Golgi organization
Cellular component (GO): Golgi apparatus
Molecular function (GO): small GTPase binding
Source: RefSeq, a predicted model, not a curated record